ACGAACGCCUGACGCGCCGGUGGGUGUGCUGCGAGCCGCGGGCGGACGGGGUCUUCGGCGACUGCGCGGGACACGCCGACCGGCCGGACAAGACGGCACCGUCUUAGGAAGCAGAUUUGCCGUGGUGUUGAAGGUGUUGACUGUCAGUGGAGCUCGGGCGGGCGGCAGGCUCGCGGCGUCCGCAGGCGGUAGCGGAGGACAUCCGGUGUCGGGCAGUGGACGAGCGCGUCACUGUCGCCGGUGGCGUGGCCCGAGCGGCGGCGCCGGGAGCGCAUACAUUUUGGCGCUCUGCGUCUGAACUUGUAAUGCUGUCCAAGCGCCUGUGACCUGCAACGAUGCUCUUCCAACUAUAUUGGGUCGUGCUGCUCGCGGCGUGGGCGCUCCCCUGCUUGUCGCUGGAGGAGAACGUCUGCAUCGGCACGAGCGGACGCAUGUCCGUGCCGGGCAACCGCACCACCCACUACCAGAACCUCAGGGACCGCUACACCAACUGCACCUACGUAGACGGCAACCUGGAGCUCACCUGGCUGCAGGACGACCGGCUCGACCUCAGCUUUCUGCAGUACAUCCGAGAGAACCAGUGA
Molecule: messenger RNA, 584 nt
Organism: Pollicipes pollicipes
Lineage: Eukaryota; Metazoa; Arthropoda; Thecostraca; Pollicipedomorpha; Pollicipedidae
Product: epidermal growth factor receptor
Exons: 3
Coding region: 336-584 (82 amino acids)
Source: RefSeq, a predicted model, not a curated record